Messenger RNA from Malaya genurostris, 1128 nucleotides. It is a transcript of the gene Rrp4, whose product is annotated as exosome complex component RRP4. The record is from RefSeq and is a predicted model, not a curated record. Gene Ontology annotation, cellular component: cytoplasmic exosome (RNase complex); nuclear exosome (RNase complex). NCBI's taxonomy places the organism in Eukaryota, Metazoa, Arthropoda, Insecta, Diptera, Culicidae. Gene Ontology annotation, biological process: CUT catabolic process; exonucleolytic trimming to generate mature 3'-end of 5.8S rRNA from tricistronic rRNA transcript (SSU-rRNA, 5.8S rRNA, LSU-rRNA); nuclear polyadenylation-dependent rRNA catabolic process. The transcript is spliced from 3 exons. Bases 207 to 1091 code for a protein of 294 amino acids. Gene Ontology annotation, molecular function: RNA binding.
UUUGCCAUUGAAAUGAAAAUGUCAAAUUUAGUCAAAUGGUAAUCAUCUUAAUCUUUGGUACGGUUGUUUAUUUCGUUGCUUAGUUAUACAGGAUGCAAUACUAAAUUUUAAUAAAUAGAUAACUCUGUAGUAAUUCGAUAGUCCGAUUUUUCUAUAAUAUAAGAUUUGUGCAUACGUUUGACCAUCAGUUACUAGUAAAUUUCAGUAUGGCCUCGAAUGUAAUGAUUCGGUUAGCAUCCGACAGGGUGAACGUGUCCUUGCUUUCGGGCGAUAGUAAUCCACGAUUGUUUACACCAGGUGAAGUGAUAACAUCACAACAAGGAUUUAUGCGAGGCCAUGGUACCUACAUGGAAGAUGAAGACAUCAAAUCAUCGGUAGCCGGUGUAAUGGUUCAGGUUAACAAAUUGAUCACUGUUAAACCUCUGAAAGGUCGCUACGUCGGUGAAAUCGGAGAUGUUAUAGUGGCUCGUGUUACCGAUGUCCAACAGAAACGUUGGAAGGUGGAUACCAACUCUAGGUUGGAUUCGGUGCUUCUACUCUCGUCUGUUAAUUUGCCAGGUGGCGAACUACGACGUCGGGGCGUCGAAGAUGAGCAGCAAAUGCGCAAAUAUCUGCAAGAAGGUGAUCUAAUUUCCGCAGAAGUCCAAAACGUGCAUUCUGAUGGAGUGUUGUCGCUGCACACGAGAAGUUUGAAAUACGGAAAAUUAGGUCAAGGAAUUCUUGUAAAAGUCUUUCCUUCCCUGGUCAAACGGAGAAAAACGCAUUUCCAUAAUCUACCUUGCGGUGCAUCUAUUAUUCUGGGAAACAACGGAUUUAUUUGGAUAUCUCCAAUGGUAAACAGCGAAGCAGAAGGAGGUGGAGGCUUCACUCAAAACUUAGAAGAAUCCGUUUCGAAACAGGAUCGAGAAGUUAUUUCACGAUUGAGAAAUUGCAUUUUGGCAUUGGCUAACUGCAAAAUGCUUUUGUAUGAUACAAGUAUUUUAUAUGCGUACGAGGAGUCACUUAAAUACGAAGUCCAUGAAUUACUGCACCAGGAAGCAAUGUUUGAUAUUGCCUUUUUGACACAACAUAAACUACGGUUGCAGGAGUGAUGUGCGAUGUACGAUUGAAUAAAGUUCAAAUUCUUGA